Messenger RNA from Saccharomyces mikatae IFO 1815, 1596 nucleotides. RefSeq names its product D-lactate dehydrogenase (gene DLD2). NCBI's taxonomy places the organism in Eukaryota, Fungi, Ascomycota, Saccharomycetes, Saccharomycetales, Saccharomycetaceae. The transcript has a single exon. Gene Ontology annotation, molecular function: FAD binding; catalytic activity. Gene Ontology annotation, cellular component: mitochondrion. The coding region runs from base 1 to 1596 and encodes 531 amino acids. The record is from RefSeq and is a predicted model, not a curated record.
AUGCUGAGAAAUUUUCUAGUGAGAAGCGCUAGUAGCCAUUUGAAAUUUGGUGAACGAUAUGUGAAGUCAUCAGCUUUUUUGGGAUGUUAUAAAAGAAGAGUCAACUACUAUUCCACCAAAGUACAAAGCAGACUUACUAGUCAGAACUACCCAAAUAUACAUAGAGACCCUAGGUUCAAGAGAUUGACAUCCGAUGAUUUAAACUAUUUUAAAUCUAUUUUAUCAGAGCAAGAAAUAUUACAAGCCAACGAAUUAGAAGAUCUCUCAUUCUAUAAUGAGGAUUGGAUGAGGAAAUAUAAAGGCCAAUCAAAGUUAGUCUUAAAACCCAAGUCUGUGGAAAAAGUUUCUCUGAUCUUGAAUUAUUGUAACGAUGAAAAGAUUGCGGUUGUACCACAAGGCGGUAACACUGGUUUGGUUGGUGGUUCGGUCCCCAUUUUUGAUGAAUUAAUUCUCUCAUUGGCUAAUUUGAACAAAAUAAGAAAUUUUGAUCCUGUUUCGGGUAUCUUAAAGUGUGAUGCUGGCGUGAUUCUAGAGAACGCCAACAAUUACGUAAUGGAACAGAAUUACAUGUUCCCAUUGGAUUUAGGAGCUAAAGGCUCUUGUCAUGUUGGUGGUGUGGUUGCGACUAAUGCUGGAGGACUGAGAUUAUUACGUUACGGUUCACUACAUGGAAGUGUGCUAGGAUUAGAGGUGGUUAUGCCUAAUGGACAAAUUGUUAAUAGCAUGCAUUCCAUGAGAAAAGACAAUACCGGCUAUGACCUAAAACAGCUGUUCAUUGGCUCAGAAGGCACUAUCGGCAUCAUUACUGGUGUUUCAAUCUUGACUGUUCCUAAACCAAAAGCAUUCAAUGUGUCUUACUUGUCUGUUGAGAGUUUUGAGGAUGUUCAAAAAGUUUUUGUUAGGGCCAGACAAGAACUAUCUGAGAUCUUGUCCGCUUUUGAAUUUAUGGAUUCUCGAUCUCAAACAUUAGCCAAAAGCCAACUGAAAGACGCUGCUUUUCCCUUGGAAAGCGACCAUCCAUUUUAUAUUCUUAUUGAGACGUCCGGGUCAAAUAAGGAUCACGAUGACUCCAAGCUUGAAACAUUCUUGGAAAAGGUCAUGGAAGAAGGUAUAGUUACAGAUGGUGUGGUAGCGCAAGACGAAACCGAAUUGCAAAAUUUAUGGAAAUGGAGAGAAAUGAUUCCAGAGGCAAGCCAAGCUAACGGUGGUGUUUAUAAAUACGAUGUUUCCUUACCAUUAAAGGACUUAUAUUCUCUGGUUGAAGCUACCAAUAACAAACUCUCCGAAGCUGGUUUAAUUGGUGAAUCACCAAAACCCGUUGUGGGCGCCAUUGGAUAUGGACAUGUGGGUGAUGGUAACUUACAUUUGAAUGUUGCCGUUAGGGAAUACAGCAAGGACAUUGAAAACGCUUUAGAGCCAUUUGUUUAUGAAUUUGUUUCAUCAAAACAUGGUUCCGUUAGUGCCGAACAUGGAUUGGGUUUCCAAAAGAAAAAUUACAUUGGCUAUUCUAAAAGUUCCGAAGAAAUCAAAAUGAUAAAGGACUUGAAGGCACAUUACGAUCCUAAUGCAAUUCUAAACCCUUACAAGUACGUUUAA